This is a messenger RNA of Dendronephthya gigantea, 3900 nucleotides long. Its product is annotated as dual specificity protein kinase zakA-like. Gene Ontology annotation, biological process: innate immune response; cell surface receptor protein tyrosine kinase signaling pathway; protein phosphorylation. The record is from RefSeq and is a predicted model, not a curated record. The coding region runs from base 313 to 3900 and encodes 1195 amino acids. Gene Ontology annotation, molecular function: ATP binding; signaling receptor binding; non-membrane spanning protein tyrosine kinase activity. Gene Ontology annotation, cellular component: extrinsic component of cytoplasmic side of plasma membrane. The transcript has 20 exons. NCBI's taxonomy places the organism in Eukaryota, Metazoa, Cnidaria, Anthozoa, Malacalcyonacea, Nephtheidae.
CGCUGAUUUUGUAAUAUAAUUAUAUUCAUUUUCAUCAUGGGAAUCCUGUCAUCUUGCAUUCAUUAUGCCAAUGCUGUCAUCAGAAAUCGGAGAAGCAUAUUAGCGCAGAGCGGAACUUGAACCACGAUUAUGGAUUAGGGCAGUACUAAUGCGCAUUUGGUAGUAAAUUUACGAUGCUGUAACAAAUAAAAGCCGCUACCUCUGUUACUAUUAAAUCAAUGAUGGAACAGUAGUAUUUCUGGAAUACACAACAAACCAUAUUGGCGAUAUUUUCCGAUCACACAAUCGACAAACUGCAAUCAAGAAUUCACAAUGAGCCACAAUUUGAAAAUUCCUGCAAACCUUAUGGAUAAUAAUAAUUCAAAACGGGAAACGGGCUCAAACCCAUCUACUAGCAACAAUUUCAAGGCUAAUAAUAAUAAAAUUGUUGUCGUUGGUGAUAAUGCAAUUGUAAAGGUGGUAAGUAAUGAAAAGCCUGAUGGGAUUUACGUCGAUAGGGCAGUGCGAAAGGAUAUAACCAGUGGGGAAGAUGGAUCAUACGAGAUGCCAAUUCCAGACCUACGCAAAAUCAGCGUUAAAGAUACCGUAAGUGCUGGUCGAGCCUUAGCGUCUAGAGAUAACAAUGCCCCAACAUUGGAAGGAAAAAUAGAAGCCUUUUGCAGAGCUACUCGAAGAUUAGAACAGAUAAGGCUAGCAAAAACUAUCCACGCUGAACUGAAUAACCUCAGUGUGGAAUUGUUCACCGACUGCAAAAUAUCUCCAGCCGAGUACAAACUGCGAGGGUUUCUGCUUCAAGAUGACACUCUCAAUGUCAUAAAUGGAAUAGAUAUUUAUGCAUCCAUUCUGUCCGUUAUGCUGAAACAUGGUCUACAACCACAGCUGCGUGACAAGGAUGCCUUUGCUGAUCUUUUAUCACACCUAGAAAUGGUCGUGGAACCCCCUAAGUUUUUCCCCAUGUCUCUUGUUCGUCGGGACAUAGAAGCAGUUAUAAAAAUGCUUAAAGUAUUGACAAAUAUUCGAAGGGAAGUGAAAAUAAAUAACGCAAUAGAACUGAUUGGAGAACUCAAAGAUGGAAAAAAUCAAGUAACGAUAAUUGAAUGCCUAAAAAAGUAUUUGAAAUAUAAUAGCUGGAUUCAGCAUUACCUUGUUUUGUCGUGGUUGAAAAUGCAGACUUUAGUUCUUAAGAAGCCUGAUGCUCUGUCUGUUCUGUUACAAGUCGUCUCAUACUUGUUAAAAUCACCCAAAAAAGCAAAUUCCACAUAUCCAUGGAAGUUCACGAUUACUGUAGUUGAUAUUCUCGUUCAGAUUGCAAGGGAAGUUUCAGUGUCGGAAAUGCCAAAUCGUGCGAUCAAGGGACUGUUGGAAUUAUUCAAUGAAAUUGAAAAACGAAAACUUCACGACUGCAUUAAUAUCUUUCACCAACACGCACGAAUUUUGGUAUUUAUCGAUAACGUUGGUAUUCGAAGUUUGUUAAUGGACGGAAUAUAUAAGGAACUGGACACGACCGCAGAGGAAAUAUGCAAAGAGAGAAUUAAGCACUGCACCGAUUUAGAACUCAACGCGACUCGUGAGUUGGUUCACAAUGGAAGCUAUUCGUGUAUUUUCUUUGCCGAUUGUGACAGUUUACAAGUUGUCGUAAAAUGCUACAAACAAACGCAAAAGGAACUUAUAGAGAAACACACUGAUCCUCAUCCAAAGUAUUUUGAUUUCGAGUGCCGAUUCUUAAACAAUUUGAGUCACCCUAAUAUUAUCAAACUGAUAAAGAAAAACGAGCGUGUUAAGUGCGUUGUGUUAGAGUUUGUCCCAAAAGGAAAUCUACUCACGGUUUUGAGAAAUCGCCGAUCAGACACUCUUGCUCCAACUCUGACAGAACUACUUUUUAUGGCCGUGCAGAUUGCAGGCGCCGUUAAAUAUUUGGAAGAGAAAAAUAUCAUUCACUUGGCAAUGCAAUUGAGAAAUGUACUUCUUCAUGAAAACAACGUCGUCAAGUUGACUGGUUUUCAGUUUUGUCGAACAUUGCAGGACAUAGAGAAUUACGGAGUCGAAAACGCCAUCGAGCAGAAACAUUUUAAAUGGUUGGAUCCUCAAGCCCUUCUCUUUAAAUCGAUUGAUCUGAAAACUGUUUCGUGGAGUUUGGGGGUCCUUCUCUACGAGUUACUGACUUUAGGAUGUGUACCAUUCAACCAUCCCGAGCCUCGUCCAAAUCAUGGUGAUUUCAAACGUGGAGCUCUUACUUCACCUGAAGCAAGGAUUUUCAUUAUUCGUGGGGGGAAGUUGCGAAAAGAAUCCUGCAUUCCUGACAAUAUUUUUACAAUAAUAUCAAAUUGUCUUGAAAAAGAAUAUUCAAGCAGAGCUACGCUCAACGAAAUCACCAACCAACUUAAAAAAGAGCUAGAUGAUCAGAAGACAUCAGAAAAAAUAUAUCCUCCCCCUCCUAGAUUGGUUCGAUUGGAAGAAGAUGAAGAUCUUGAAAGUCACAAUCCAGGAACUGAUGAUUACGACGAUAAUUUUCCGUUUGCACAUCUAGACGUCCUAGAUCACCCUUGGAAUAAGAAGUACCAAGGCCAAGUAUUCGAGGAAGCGUACAGUAACGCGAAUCCAUCUCGAUUCAUGCCACUUCUGUGCAUUAUACAGCGACGCAAAGAGGGUGUAGAAUGGAAGGAAACUCGUGUACUUGAGUAUGUCGAGUUCAAGGCUAUAAAACAUGUGGAAACAUUACAAAAGCUGUCACACCCACAACUUUUAAAUGUGAUUGCUGUAAAUCGUUUUGGACCCGACCGACUAGAAAUGAUUUCUGAAAGCUUUCCCAUGGGCAACAUUCGGGACGCAUUGCUUCAGCACGUUGAGCUUCGCAACAAUUUAAAGCUUUACAUUCGACAAGCUGCUUCAGCUCUCUUCUAUCUUCACGAAGAGAGAAUUGUUCAUCGAAAAAUAAGAAUCGAGAAUUAUCUAAUAGACAACGAAGGAAGAAUCAAAUUGGGAUGUCUUGGGACGUCAAUCGAAGAAAUUGACGUGAAUGCUGAAUAUUGUGAUCCCAGAGCGAUGAAUAAUUUGAAGAUUCUUCCUGACGUUUUGAGAGAUGCGCCAGAGGUUCUAGUUUACCAUCUCUACACAAGAAAAAGUGAUACUUGGGCUUUUGGAGUUGUUGUGUGGCAGUUCUUGAAAAUAGCGACCACCGAACCUGUGAUUGCUUUGAACGAUAUUCGUCCUCACGGAAUGAAACUGGAGAGUGAGGCGUCAAGAGUACUUCUCCCCAAUCCUUAUCCUCAAUCCUGCCCUUUGUAUGAACUUUGUGAGAAGUGUUGGGAAUGGGAUGCCAAAGAUCGUCCAUCAAUGUUUGUUGUUAUUGAAGCAGUGGACAAAAGUGAUCUCCUGGAGCUUCGUCAAUUCUCAGAUGAUGUCACAGAUUCUACGGAGUUGCAUGACUCAGGUCCAUCGAAUGAAGACCAUCUUUAUUUCAGUAUUAAAGACAUUAAGCGCGAAAUCGAAAACGAAGAUGCCGAAGACACACGGAACUCUGGGAAUAUGACACAAAGCGUUCUUCUGGAGUCUUACCAUACAUCAGAUUUAGAUGCCAAUGCCACCGCUUCAACGCAAAUUUACAACCCACAUUUAUCAAAUGAAAAUCUAAGCGCAAAUUACCAUAUUUAUUCGAGUAUCGAGGAAAUUAAAAAAGAGGACGGAGAAGCUGUGAAACGAAAUGAACCUAGUGAUGAAGUUUCGCUUCAUGAAACCGCUUGCAACCCUUUGAGUGGGAAUAAAACGGAAGAGGAUGGGAGUGGAAUCUAUGAUGACGUAGUUAUAACGCCCGUUGAGAUUGUCCACGAAGAUAUUGCAAUGAACAUUGGUAAACAGGGUCAUGUUGACAAUUUAGUAAAAUACUUUACCCUUAAAAUGUGA